This is a messenger RNA of Gongylonema pulchrum, 963 nucleotides long. The record is from the annotation of a GenBank genome assembly. NCBI's taxonomy places the organism in Eukaryota, Metazoa, Nematoda, Chromadorea, Rhabditida, Gongylonematidae.
AUGGAUGUGAUGUUUCGGUGGACGCCGUUCGGCAUCAUUGGUCGAAUGCACGGCGAUUAUUUUAUCAGGCAAGGUAAAGCAACACGUGAAAAAGAGUUGCUACGAUUGAAAGAUCAUUUGCGCAAGGUUUUCUGGGAUCGCGAUCGCCGAUGGAUUAUCCUAUUUCCGGAAGGCGGCUUCUAUUAUAAAAGGAUCGAGUCGAGCCAGAAGUACGGCAUUGAACAUGGAUUCCCACACCUGGAGCAUGUUACACUACCUCGUUAUGGCGCAGUAAAAGCAAUCAUGGAGGAGGUUGGUCCGAAGAAAGAUUACGAACAUGUCGAUGGUUUAGUUAUGUCCGAAAGUGGUAGCAAGUUACAAAAGAUUCGUGACACUGUUGGAGCAAUCCGCGAAAAAAAAUACAUCAAAGUGUGUUGCUGCUGCUGGCUUAUUGUUUCGCCACCACAACUGAAUAGUUCCUCUCUAUCUGUAAAUAACACACUUUCCUCAUUGUUUUUAGAGAUGCGGCCGCCAGUCAAGUAUGUGCUCGAUGUAACUAUUGCAUAUCCGCAUAAAAUGCCGCUUUCGCUUCUUACUUUAAGCUUUGGGACGCGUGAGCCGUGUGAUAUCGCUGUAUACUAUAAAAUCUACGAUGCAAAUGAUGUACCAUUUGAUGAUGAAGAAAAGCUCCGUGACUGGAUGUAUAAAGUCUAUCAAUACAAGGAUAACAUCCUGGGUGAGUGGAUUGAAAUUUAUGCUUCGCAGACCGAUCCUUUCUACUGCCUAAUCAUUCAAAGCCUUCUUUCAGAUCGUUACUACAAAGAGGGAGUAUUUGUUCAUGGUGAAGUCGGUACGCGUGUUUAUUUCUCGUGGUGGAAAAUUAUUGGGCAAUAUGUUUUCUGGCUUACUUCCUUUUACGUGCAAUACCGCAUUUUUUUGUUCUUUUUACUUCAUUUCGCACGAAGCAUUGGAUUUGUCUCUUAA